Messenger RNA from Pollicipes pollicipes, 797 nucleotides. RefSeq lists its product as uncharacterized. The transcript is spliced from 4 exons. The record is from RefSeq and is a predicted model, not a curated record. Gene Ontology annotation, molecular function: cell adhesion molecule binding. Gene Ontology annotation, biological process: cell-cell adhesion. Lineage: Eukaryota; Metazoa; Arthropoda; Thecostraca; Pollicipedomorpha; Pollicipedidae. Gene Ontology annotation, cellular component: plasma membrane; cell-cell junction. The annotation marks the transcript as partial.
GAGUAUGCGGACAGCUGUUCAGCGUUCAGCCGCGGGCGGAGAACGUGGCCCGUCUGGGGGACUCGGUGACCCUGGAGUGCAUCACCCGCGAGGAGGUCAACUGUGCCUGGAAAUUGGAGGACGCCCCAGGCCUGAGCGCCACUGGGUUUAUCAACGUCAACGUGAGCCAGCUCGCUGCCCGCACGGCGCACUCGACCACAACGGCAAAUACCUGUGUUCUCCGUUCACUGCGGGCUGGUGGCCAGGAGGACGCCGAGUUCGCUGAAGUCAUCAUUGCUCAGAAGCCGGUGGCUGUGGAGUUCAGCGGCGAGCACGCCGGCCAUUCCGAGCUCCUGGCCAGCGCCGAUGAGCCGGCUUCGAUCACCUGCGAGGCGCGCGACGCCAGGCCCAAAGCUGAACUGCUCUGGUACCUGGACGACGUCGAGCUGUUCGAGGGCGUCACGGUCGAGGACGAGGUGGACCCCGGCUCGAAGCUGGUCACCAGCCGGGCGACGCUGACGUACCAGUUCAGCCGCGAGGACGAUGGCGCCGGGCUUCGCUGCGCCGCCCGCCACCCGGGAUACGACGAGCAGGACAACCAGGAGGUCUCGAUCAACAUCAUGGUGCAGUACGCUCCGUACCGUCCGGAGGGCGACUUGGGCACGCUGUACGGCUUCACGCAGGACCAGGAGGGCACCGUAACCGUUAACUUCACCUCCAACCCCCCGCCCCACCGUCAUGGCCUGGACGGUGGAGGGCGGCCGCACGAUCGCCGCCGGCGAGCAGACUGAGGACGGCCGCUUCAGCUCUGGAGUCCU